CGCCUCGCCAUCGCAUCCCCACCAAAGCAUUCCACAAAAUUCAACAAGUAAUCCAACGCAAGUCCAACCCGAGGAGAUCGACCGAGCUCGAGAUCAGCGAGCGAGAAUGGCGGGCAUGGUGUUCGGCUUGGAGAACCCGAUGAUGACGGCGCUGCAGCACCUGCUGGACAUCCCAGACGGCGAGGCCGGCGUCGCCGCCGGCGAGAAGCAGGGCCCUACACGUGCCUACGUCCGGGACGCGCGCGCCAUGGCAGCCACCCCGGCGGACGUGAAGGAGCUGCCGGGCGCGUACGUGUUCGUGGUGGACAUGCCGGGGCUGGGUUCCGGCGACAUCCAGGUGCAGGUGGAGGACGAGCGGGUACUGGUCAUCAGCGGCGAGCGGAGGAGGGAGGAGAAGGAGGACGCCAAGUACCUGCGGAUGGAGCGCCGCAUGGGCAAGCUGAUGCGCAAGUUCAUGCUCCCCGGCAACGCCGACAUGGAGAAGAUCUCCGCCGCGUGCCGCGACGGCGUGCUGACCGUCACCGUCGAGAAGCUGCCGCCGCCCGAGCCCAAGAAGCCCAAGACCAUCCAGGUCCAGGUUGCCUGAGCUGGUAUGCAUUGUGUGCGCGUCGAAUCGAAGCAGAGUUUGAGUGGCUGAGUGGGUACUGAGUUUCCUGUGAUGAUGAGUGAUGGUUUCUCUGUCUUUUGAUCUCGUCUGCUAGAGAGAGUGUGUGUCGUAUCGAUUCGUGCGCACUGGUGAUGGUUUGAUGUUUCGUUAAUGGAAAUGGGGAUGAUCUCCGGCUUCGCCUGAAUAAAACAUGCGAUUCUCUUGGCCACAUUUGCUAUUGAAAAA
Molecule: messenger RNA, 832 nt
Organism: Triticum dicoccoides
Lineage: Eukaryota; Viridiplantae; Streptophyta; Magnoliopsida; Poales; Poaceae
Product: 17.5 kDa class II heat shock protein-like
Exons: 1
Coding region: 107-586 (159 amino acids)
Source: RefSeq, a predicted model, not a curated record